AUGCCGAAUACCCAAGCGGAAAAGAUGAUGGAACGAGAUAUUUCUAAUGCUUCUUUCGCUGACACAGUUCAAGAAUCACCAUAUAAUUAUGAUAGGAACAAGCAGAUGAACGAGACACCGCCUGUAUCCCAUACCUACAUCUCACCAUCCUCAUCACAAGAUGCCUUACAACCUCAGCGAAGUACGGAAACCACACUUUCGAGAUCGAGCUCUUUGCAGUCUAGCGGUUUAGACCAAAGCAACUCUGAUCACUGUAGAACACCAUUCCUGAGAAAACCUACAGAUGAAGUAGGUGGUCAUUGGUUAGAAAAGAGAUAUGAAGCUCCGGAAUGGUGGAACUUAUUCUACGAUUUAGCGGUCGUAGCUGUGCUUACGAUUUUCUCAACAAACCACGAGCUCAAUCAACCGAGUGCUAUACCUGUCUUUCUCUCCUACUACGCUAUAAUCUGUUGGGUAUGGACAUCCCAGGUCCACUACGAUAUUCGAUAUCAGGCAUUGGAUGGGUGGCAUCGCGCUGCAAAGGCUAUACAAAUAAUGACGUUUGUGUAUAUGGGUGCGGCAAGUGGGGAUUGGAAUCCUGGAUUGAUAAGGAAUGACGAGGAUCAUCUGGCUACGAAAUCUAAUAUAAGAGCUUCAGAACAUCGAACCGCAAAUGAAAGUUUCAAGACUGUCUUAGCGUCUUUUGUCAUAUCUAGAGUAUUCCUGGCAUGUCAAUACUUGUUAUCCGCGAUUAUUGGUUCUCGUGCCGGAAGAAAAGUCAGACAGCAUAUAUACACCUUGAUUUCGCUUGUCAUCUCUAGUAUCUGUACCAUCCUGGCCAUUGUACUACCUGCCCACAGCAGAGUGUUGUCCUUGACCAAAGUCACCCUGUUCUAUACUGGGAUAGGAGUUGAGGUCAUAGCAGUAUGGUUCUCGCUACCUAAAGAUACUCUUGGUCCGCUCCGGACAGAAGCCAUGGCGAAACGAUAUGGUGCGUUCACACUGAUAAUAAUUGGCGAAGGUUUCAUCUCCAUUACUCGCGCUUUCAAUCUUGCCAUCUCUGGAUUUAGUAUCACUACCGAUGUGACUUAUCCUCAAGUAAUACUAGCAAUCAUGAUCAUGUAUUUGCUUUUCACUUUCCUAUUCACACGUUUUGAUCCUGCAACGAAAGUUGAUUCUUGUCGUGCAUUGAUAUGGGAAAUUAUACACUUUCCCAUGCAUUUCAACCUAUUACUCCUACUAGCCGCAUUAGUCCAUUUUGUCGCACGGUAUUUUGACCAUCUGUAUUUACAACCAGACUAUAACACGGAGAUUUCGUUACUGCGUAAUCUGAGUAACACAAACAUCCCCAUUGAAGAUCCGACCAUUUUGGCUUAUCAGUAUCUUGGACAGAUCAUGUUCCAAGUGACCAAUAACUAUGGGAUCGAACUAGAUGAUAGUAUGGUCGAGAACCUACAGAGCUUAUAUGCACUCAAUACCACUUGGUCAACUAACGAUACCAUUCGAGGCGAAAUGCAGAGCGAGGCUUUCACCCUCCUUCGAGAAAUAAUUCAAGAACCAGCUUCAGCCUCUUUAUCAGGUAUACUAUGGUUGUUCCCCACAGCCGGUAUCGCCCUGAUCUUCUGUGCCAUCCGAGCAUUACUAUGGCAUCGAAAUAACCCUAGGGGUCAAAGUAUCGUUCAUAUCACUUGGAUUAUCCUCGGUUUGGUUCUGGCCUGUUUGGGAUUGUUGGAUAUAGGAAGUAAGAAUUUCAAUAUUUUCGCUGAUUCAGUUAGGGACGAGUUGAAAGGUGUAAAUCCCAUGUAUUGGCUCGUACAUGAUAGGAUACCAUUGGUUAUCGUCAUGGUCUUCUAUGUCGUUGCGUACCUUUUAAGCUUGAUUAUAUCGAAAGUCAUGGACAAACGUGGAUAUCGUCAUGAUUCAAUGGAAAAGGAAGGAAGGAACUAUGGCGAAACAGUUGACUGA
Molecule: messenger RNA, 1944 nt
Organism: Kwoniella botswanensis
Lineage: Eukaryota; Fungi; Basidiomycota; Tremellomycetes; Tremellales; Cryptococcaceae
Exons: 15
Coding region: 1-1944 (647 amino acids)
Source: RefSeq, a predicted model, not a curated record